CCAAGGGCCAAGGCUCCAGGAUGAUCUCACGUUCCGCGCUGGGUAGGCAUUCAAGACGGCACUGGCCUCUCCAAAAUUUGGUGACGGACAACUCUUUUGGCAGUUCAAUGCCUCUACCAGCAACACCACUUAACGCGCCAUCCUGGGGAAAGGCGCUUGGUUAUCUCCGGACGAUUACGGCUUCUUUCAAAAGGUCUCAUGCAGCAAGGGGCCAUCCGGCGCCGACUUUUCCAGUCAUUGAGAAAUGCCCGUCACCGACAUGUCAAUGCGCACCAAUGCCGUCUGGGCUUGACAUUGACUAUAAACGACCGCUAAGCAACACCGUAGCAGCAUAUCAAGAACAAGUCUUAAUAUCUACCGGAAGAGAUGACUGGGCCAGUAGAGCAGAAGAAGAGGAGGAUGCUGUUCUACUAAGAGGAUUGAAAAGCUUGUUAGGGCGUGGAGGCACGUUUAGUAACCCAUUCCAUAACAUUAUGCUUACCAAUUCGUCUUUUGCCCCCUCGGUUUCAAACUCUGCAAGCUCUGUUUAUCUGUUUCCGAGCUUUCGCUACAUUCCAUCCGUUUCCCUCACAGACGGCUCAAUGAAAGCUUUCACACAAGCUUUUCUGCUCCCGGAGAAGCUACACCCUGCACACGAAAUCAUGUCAUCUGAAGACCAAAGACAAAAUCUCAUGAGAAAACCAGCGUUACAGGAUCAGUUUCCCGGCGCACGCGCCGUUGACGAACUGGUGGUCCUCAUUUGCGGUCACGGUGGAAGAGACGAACGUUGUGGAAUCCUUGGACCUAUACUCCGCUCAGAGUUUGAGGAGAAGCUUGAAGUGGCGGGUUUUGAUGUCGUUGAAGAGGCAACUGUACCCAAGGGUUUGGAAAAACCGUCGCAGUCCGGAAAGCCGAGGGCUAGAGUGGGCCUAAUCAGCCAUAUCGGUGGACACAAGUAUGCGGGAAAUGUCAUAAUCUAUAUUCCACCUACUUUGCGACAGGGUCUAUCAACCAGCAAUCCGAUGGAUGGUAAGGGCAUCUGGUAUGGAAGGGUCGAGCCCGGGCACGUUGAAGGCAUUGUCAAUGAGACUGUCUUGAACGGAUCAGUCAUUGCAGAGCUCUUUCGAGGUGGCGUCGGCAAAGGUGGAGAGGCUCUGCGAUUAUGAUAAACACUUCUAAGCUUUGCUUUUUGGUGCAUUCAGUGUAAUUUCCUGAAUUCUUGUACAGUAUGAGUGUAAACAGAUUCUCCACUCGAGCUUCCUCGAUAACCCUAGCAUUAGAU
Molecule: messenger RNA, 1261 nt
Organism: Xylona heveae TC161
Lineage: Eukaryota; Fungi; Ascomycota; Xylonomycetes; Xylonales; Xylonaceae
Exons: 2
Coding region: 108-1145 (345 amino acids)
Source: RefSeq, a predicted model, not a curated record